UUUGUUUUUGAUCGAAGAUGUUUGGAGUUUCUUGUUGAUAACGAGCUCAGCGUGUUUUAACGUUGUCUUUAAUCAUAUUUUAUUUAAGUUACUUGACUACAAAAGAUAGAUUUAUAUCACAUGCUAUAUCAAGUAGAGGAUGUGAACGUUUUUUUGUUCAUCUUUUGAUAGCUAACAACAUUAUACAGCUGAAGACAUCCUUUACAAUUCUGAAAUUAUAACAUGGCGUUUAGGAGAGACCGGAACCUCAGGGAUGUUUAUGAGGAACGCUUUCAUGCAGAGAGAGGAACAAUUCCAAGAGGGGUCCCAGGAGAGAGGAGACCUCCUUUCGGGCGGCCGGAGGAAGGAUACGGCCGUGGCUUUGAAUACGAGGGCCCACGGUUUUACCCAAAUGGUGGCCCUCGUAACUAUCAAGGUGAAGAGCAGAGGGGUUACCAUGGAGAUGGCCAUCAUUCAUUUCCGAAUGAUCACAGGGGUAGGCCGCCUGCUCGAAGGCAGGAGGAUUUUCCAUAUUACAGAGGACCAAGAGAGGAAUCGCAUCCUGCCCGCCAAAUGGACUUUAGGCCAGGCAAUAGAGCAGGUCCUCCCCAAAACGCUCGGGUCCAGGGUUCCUUCCCUCCAGCCAGGGCUCUGUCUGCCAUAGGACCUGAAGCUGGAGAUGACAACCUGAUGCAGGCCAUCAUGAGCCUGGACCGAGGUGAGGAGAGAGAGGGUCUGAGACGAAAGCCUCCUUUUCCUGCCGUACGUGAACGUUCUCCAGCCCGCCGUGACGUCCCACCUUCCCCCCAUAGCCGAUCGGGAUCCAGCAUAAGCAGCCGCAGCUACUCGCCAGACCGGAGCAAAGUGCUCCCCUUCCCACCCCAGCAGGGGAAAAGAUACGAGGAGCCAUAUGGUCCAGGCCGAGCUCCAGACAGAGAAAGGCCCCCCGGCCCCUCCGUGAAUGCAUCGCGAGAUGGUUCGCCACACAGCUCAGUAUCGGCCUCUAAGGAGGAAAUAAUGACGAUGGAAGGGCCAGCAGAAGAACUUCCCGCAACAUCAGAGGAGGUCACCUCCGUCAUGGAUGACUUCCAGGAGCGGCGAGCUCAAGCUAUUGCUGCCAAGGCUCGGGAAAUUGAGAAGGUGUACCGUCAGGACUGUGAGACGUUUGGCAUGGUUGUGAAGAUGCUGGUGGCCAAAGAACCAAGCUUAGAGAAGCACCUGCAGAACCCACUGAAAGAGAACCUGAUCGAGAUCCGCGAGCGAUGCCUUGAGGACCUGCGACACUUCAUUGGCGAACUGGAUGAGGUCGUACGGCAGCCUGACCCGGCUGUCUAAGGUGACAUCCUUUCAUUCGACCAGCGGUGUCAUAUUGUGUAAUUUCUGAGCCCAAACUAAAGACCCUCUUAGUUUUUGAUGUAUUACAUGAACGCCUUUGUACAAAGUAUAUUCCAUGUGACAAGGGUAAAUUGGUCACUGAUGCUGUCUCAUUCAUCCAUUUGUAAAUCGAAUUUCUAACCUUUCAAAAUAAUGAUAAAAAUGAAAAAAGACAAGGAAAGUCAUGCUCAUCAUUGUGGGGCAAAAGAUAUACUAACCCACUGAGGAUGUCUAUUUUUGAUCAAGCAGGUUUAAAUGAAAGGUUCUAUGUUGUUGUUGCCAGUUAAGUCACAUUCACAUGCAUUCUUUCUAAACAAUGAAAAUUUUUUAAGAAAUCCCGUAAAUAAUGUAUAUGUGUACAUGCAACUAAUAAUAAUGUAUAUGCAGUACUAUUAGGCUGUACAUCUGUCUUUAAACUCUUUUUUAUCCGUUAUACAAUGAAACCCAAAACAAGUUUUGUGUAGCGUUUCCUUUAUUUAGUAUUAUGUUUUGAACCCACUGUAAGGCAUGCUUUUCCUUUUGAUGUACUAAAUCCUUUUUGUGACUUGUUUGUUAUGAAAUAAACUUGUUGUAUUCAGA
Triplophysa dalaica is the source of this 1932-nucleotide messenger RNA. It is a transcript of the gene pphln1, whose product is annotated as periphilin 1. The record is from RefSeq and is a predicted model, not a curated record. Gene Ontology annotation, cellular component: nucleoplasm. The transcript has 11 exons. Bases 223 to 1314 code for a protein of 363 amino acids. Gene Ontology annotation, biological process: negative regulation of gene expression, epigenetic; protein localization to heterochromatin; negative regulation of DNA-templated transcription. NCBI's taxonomy places the organism in Eukaryota, Metazoa, Chordata, Actinopteri, Cypriniformes, Nemacheilidae.